Molecule: messenger RNA, 2621 nt
Organism: Scheffersomyces amazonensis
Lineage: Eukaryota; Fungi; Ascomycota; Pichiomycetes; Serinales; Debaryomycetaceae
Gene: CDC4
Product: SCF ubiquitin ligase complex subunit
Exons: 1
Coding region: 225-2564 (779 amino acids)
Molecular function (GO): protein binding
Source: RefSeq, a predicted model, not a curated record
CUUGAUCGUUCGAAACCAUCAACAAAGUGGUUAGACAUAUUUAACAUCAUUAACUACUGCACAGGUACGAUAACUUAACGAAAAGAAAAUACUUGUCACAUUAAGUUAGGCGGGCGGACAUAUACUUCCGAGACUUAUUUGUGAAUUUAUAUCUUUUCUAUAAUCCUAUUUUAGUGAAAAUCAUUAAUUUUUAUAUUAGCCAUUUUUUAUAUACCACGAAGUAAAUGAGUUCCAAUAAUUUACCCCAAGAGUAUCCCUUACGGAAUGUACAAGCUCGAUUUGAUUAUAAGUUAUUUAAUCCAAAUGGGAAGUUAUCCGAUUCAUGGCUUCAGAAUCAGUAUCAACGAUUAUCUAUCCAAACUACUGAUGUGCCACUUGGUCAACUCCCACUUGCUCAACUACCACUACCACUACCAAUACCAUCAUCAAGAGAUAGUAGAAAUAGAAAAAGAAUAAGAAAUGGUAGAGAAUUUCCCGGUGAAGAAGGAUACGAAAAGGAAAGUACGGAUUCUGGAGAUGAAAUGUUAAUAUCCGAUACUGAUUCCAAUAGUCAAAUAUCUAAUCAAGGAGGAUUUAAUUCAAGAGAUAAUAGUUUAGCUCAUCCUCCCAAGAGAAGAUUAACUACUUCAGCUUUAAGUGAUAUUAGUAGUAAUAAUUUAUCAUUUAAUCAAGAUCAAACGACUAUAGAUAUUCAACGUCAAACUAAUUCUGAUCAUAAUAUUAUUACCACGGGUCAAUUACCUCGAACUCCAAAUGUAAUGAAUUCUCCAAGUCAUACUCCAGUAUCCGAUUUUGAAGAAGAACAACCUCAACAAUUACCUUUACCAUCUCCAAGUGCAUCCCCUGUACAAUCGGUUGAUACUAAAACUCCAGUUUAUGAUCAAGUUGAAAAUCAAAUUAUAAGAAUCCCCAAUACUCAAAAUGAAUUUUUAGAUACUCUCAUUAAAUUAUCAGGAUAUUUAAAUGAAAGAAAUCAAACUCAUUUAGUUUAUAAAUUAUUACAAAAUGUUAAUCGAUCAUCUUUAAGUUCAUUAAAUUGUUUAAUUCAUAAUUCAUUAAAGAGAGAUUUAAUAAGUAAUUUCCCAUUAGAAAUUACUUUACAAAUUUUAUCUUAUUUAGAUCAUAAAACUUUAUUAUCAAUAUCAAGUGUUUGUAAAAGUUGGUCAGAAAUUAUUAAUAAUAAUUCAAUUUGGAUUGGAUUAUUAAAAAGAGAUAAAUUUAUUACUGAUGAAAAAAUUAUUCAUCAAGAAUUAUCUAAUAGUAAAGAACUUAUUAAAGAAUGGGGUAGUACAACAUCAGGAGUUAAAAUUAAUCUUGCAGAAACUUUAUAUAAGAAAAGGUAUACUAUUUAUAAACGAUGGAUGAAUCCAACUUAUCAACCAAAAAGAAUAAGUGUACCAGUUACUGGUCAUGGUAGUAAAGUUGUUACAUGUUUACAACAUGAUGAUGAUAAAAUUGUUACAGGAGUUGAUGAUAAAUCAAUAAUUAUUUAUAGUACAAAAACUGGUGAAUUAUUAAGAGUAUUAGAUGGUCAUGAAGGAGGAGUUUGGGCUUUAAAAUAUACUGGGAAUACUUUAGUAACUGGUUCAACUGAUAGAACCGUUAGAGUUUGGAAUAUUAAAACUGGUAAAUGUACUCAUGUAUUUCGAGGUCAUACAUCAACUAUUAGAUGUUUAGAUAUAAUUCAUCCAGCAAUUAUUGGUAAAGAUUUAAAUGGUGAUGAUAUAAUUUUUCCUCAAUUUCCAUUAUUAGUUACUGGAUCAAGAGAUCAUAAUAUUAAUGUUUGGAAAUUACCAAUAUGUAAUGAAGAUGAAGAUGAUAACGAUAUUGAUGAAAAUAUUGAAGAAAGAGUAUUUGAUAGUAAUGAAGCUGAUAAUCCAUAUUUAAUUACUGUAUUAUCAGGUCAUACUGAUUCAGUUAGAUCUGUUUCUGGUUAUGGUAAUAUAAUUAUAUCGGGAUCUUAUGAUUCAACCGUUAGAGUAUGGGAUUUAUUAAAUAAUGGACAAUGUAGAUAUGUGUUAAAGGGUCAUCAACAUAAAGUUUAUUCUACUGCAAUUGAUUUUUCAUCAAAAACAUGUUUUUCAGGUUCAAUGGAUUCAAAUAUUAAUAUUUGGAAUUUUGAAACAGGGAAAUUAUUAAAGACAUUAGAAGGUCAUUCAUCAUUAGUUGGAUUAUUAAAUCUUCAAGAUGGAGUAUUAGUUUCUGCAGCAGCAGAUACCACAUUAAGAAUAUGGGAUCCUAAAACUGGUGAAUCAUUAACUAAAUUAAAAGGUCAUACUGGUGCUAUAACAUGUUUUGAACAUGAUGGAUUUCGAGUGGUUAGUGGUAGUGAUAGAAUGUUAAAAUUAUGGGAUGUAAAAGAUGGGAAAUGUACCAGAGAUUUGUUGACCGAUGUAACUGGGAAUAUUUGGCAAGUUAGAAUUGAUUAUAAAAGAUGUGUAGCAGCCGUUCAAAGAUUAGCUGAUGAUGAUGAAAAUGAAACUUUUAUUGAAAUCUUAGAUUUCAGUGAGCCAUAUCAUAAAAAUAAUGAUAAUGAUAAUAACAAUAACAAUAACAAUACUUGAUUUGCUUAUUAAAAAGUCGUUAUCCUUUGCAUAUGACAUCUAUGUUUAUUACUUUUA